AUGGCGCGUUACGAACUAGACCUCACCAUUUCCUCCGCCAAAAACCUCAAAAAUGUCAACUGGCGUCACGGUCCUCUCAAGCCCUACGCCGUCGUCUGGGUUGACCCGAAAAACAAAUGCUCCACACACGUCGACGAAGAAGGCGACGAGUCGCCGGUGUGGGAUCAAAAACUCACCAUCCCUCUCAACGAUCGGAUCGAGGACUCCACUCUCUACAUCGACAUCGUUCAUGCUAACGCGGCGGAGGACACCAAGCCGUUGAUCGGCUCCGCCAAGCUCAAACUCAAAGACGUCGUUGAUGAGGUCGGAAUCGGUGAGUAUUUCGUCGAUACUUUAAAACUCAAACGUCCCUCCGGCCGCCCUCACGGGACGUUGGAGGUGAAAGUCUCCGUUAGGGAACCGAGCUAUCGUGCGCCGGAUCCUUACUACGCACCUCCAUACGGCGUUCCACCACCACAAUCACAAUACCCAGCUGCUCCGCCACCUUACGGUGGGGGUUAUCCCUACGCUGCUCCGCCGUCUGGGUAUCCGUAUUCUCCGUACGGUGCUCCUCCUCAAUACGGUCAGCCUGGUUAUGGGCAGUCUACUGGUUACGGUGGUCAACAACCGUCGUACGGCGAGUAUAAGGGGGAGAAGGAAAGCAAGUAUGGGAUGGGAACUGGACUGGCGGUUGGUGCGGCGGCGGGAUUGGUGGGUGGGUUGGCGAUUGCGGAGGGGAUUGAUUAUGUGGAAGAUGAAAUCGCCGAAGAUGCCGCCGAGAAAGUUGAGGAUGAUCUCGGGUACGACGUCGACGACGAAUAG
Messenger RNA from Lactuca saligna, 801 nucleotides. NCBI's taxonomy places the organism in Eukaryota, Viridiplantae, Streptophyta, Magnoliopsida, Asterales, Asteraceae. The record is from the annotation of a GenBank genome assembly.